CAGACAUCUUGAAUUCAAACAAGCUCCACGAUAAAAGCAAGUCGGAGUUUGCUGUGAUUAAACUACUAUGGCUCUACCUUUCCUGCCAGGCCAAGUUUUUGAUCGAAAGGUAAGCAUUCAAAUUAUACAAUGCCGUAUAUUUCUUGAUAUUUUACGACUGAGUUAAAACUUAAAUCUAGUAAAAUUUACUUGACUCAAAUCUCUCUUACCAGAUUGGGAAAAGCAAGUUUCACAAGUCACAAUUAUUUGAUUACCGGAAUGAUGUAUCAUCCUUUGUAGGUGAAGAUAAAAGUGGAAUUGGUAAGUUUUAAAAAUACGUUUAUUUCCUUGAAGUUUACAUCCCUUCUAUUUUAGAUCAAAACGUUGAGAGGUAACUGUAACUGUUCUAACCCAAACACAUAGUUGAAGACUUGACACAUUUACUUAGCUGUUUUGUUUCCAUUUUAUCAGGAGGAGAUCCUUUACCAGGACAAAAGUUAAAACCGAGGCACAGUGGUUAUCCAAAGGGUAUUGGUGGAGAGGCACCCGCCUGGGUUGCAUUUGACAGACAGGUAAGAAAUUCGUCAGUCAUUUUGGCUAAAUUCAGAAAUUUUUACCUCAAAUGCUUCUGCGGUUAAAUCGUGAAAAAAAUGUACCCUGACGUUCAAAAAAUGGUUUGUGGAAGAACUGCGAAGACAGAUAUCGAUCUUUAGCAGUUUAAGAGAAACCAGGGGUAUUUUUUGUUCAUAAAAACUGGUUUGCAUGAAUGUUGAGAAGCAAAACGAAGUCAACCCUACAGUUUUGUUUUACUUAAAACAAGUGAGAUAUCUACUCACUGGGUUUAAGUAAAAUAUACAACAAUCUGGGGAUACAACACAAUUUGCAUUCAUUUCUAGCAAAAGAGUAUGAUGUAUAGUACCUUAACCUUUCAACUCCCAGUACAGAUUGAAAUAGUACUUCUCCCCAUAAUUUUGAUACAUUAUCCUGCUAAAGGUCAUGAGAGCAGAAAAUUUUAUCAGCUGGAGGUUGGUAUCUUGACUAAUCAACAGAUUCUUCUCAAAUUUGCAAGGAAAUAGCAGCUGGAGGGGAGAAUUUGAUUUAAAUCUUGGGAGGAAAUGUAUGAAAAGUAUGGGAGCACUGAAAAGUAUUUGAUCUACACUCCAGAAUGACAACGCACUUGUGGGUCUUUCUUGAUAGAUUAAGUGAUACAUGUAUGCAGUGAGUGUUGUUCUUCAAACAGACACAAGAGAGGCCAACUGUAAUAAAAAAAUUGGAAAUGUAAAACGCUCCACUGACUGCUAUGAACCAGAGACCAAUAAGAAACAAGGUUACCCAUGAAGAUGGUGUUCGAUGUCUAAUUACUUGUUUAAUUGUGAAAUACAGGUUUUGUGCUUUGAUGCUUAUUUCCAAGAAGCAGUACAUGAGAAAAGAGAGGAGCAAUACAGGAUUAGAAGGUAUCAAACUAUAUUUUAGUCUUGUUUCAUUCCUUAUUUGCCUAACCAGUUAGAGUAAAUAAAAACAUCCGGCAGUCUUAUCUUGGUUUUGGUUGUAAAGCAAAGGAAAUGUAGUGUCACUUUCUGUAAAGCUUUAAAUUUGUUAUGCACCAUUAUAGCUAAUAUUAUAUUCUUUUGCAUGAUGAAUUGCUUGAUUAAAAUCUUGAUAAGAUUUUAACUGUGUUAUCUUAGAUAUUUCUUUGACCUCUCAAAUAUUGUACCUUUUUCAUGUUAGAUGCAAAAUUUACUUUUAUUUGGAGGAUGACAGUAUCCAGGUGAUUGAGCCAAAAGUUGAAAACAGUGGCAUUCCACAAGGUUUGUCAUUUUUUUUUUGAAUGGAAUGUGAGAAAUGAGUUGUGAUUACUGUUAAAAAGAAUGUUAACUUGAUUUUUGUCAUUUUUAUUCUUAAAAGGAACAUUGAUUCGUCGUCAUCGCAUUCCACUACCUCCACCUAAUGAUGAAGAGUUUUACACUGUGGAGAACUUUAAUGUUGGUCAGGAAAUCACGCUUUACUCCCGCACAUUUAAGAUCACUGUGAGUAUAUCAAGAUAUCACUGAAAAUACCACUUCCAGCAUUGUGAUUAAAACAAGUCAUUUUCUUUAUGAACUGGUCGUAAUUUCCCCUCUCUUGUUUCAACCCUUCAUCUCCCAUGGGCCGCAAGUACAAAAUCAAGCUGACAAGUGAUGAGGGUAAAGAAAAAUAUCAUUUAAGGGAUUGUUAGUUGAUCCAAUACAAAGUUUUCAAACUAACAUCAUCAGAUUUGUGUGGCAGACAAUAAGGAUUGUGAGAGGGUUAAAAUGGAAAUUUUGGGUGUCUGUCCAUCUUCAUAAUCGUAGCUAUGAUUGAGAUGGAAAAAAGCCAGACAAAGUAUAUCUUUGCAGUCUUAGAUUUACACUGACCUCAGUACAGAUGUUGAAACAAUUUUCACUUUUGAUAUACUCAAAUUGAGUUUGCUAUAUGUGUUAUUAUUGUUUUCAGGGAUGUGAUGAUUUUACUCAUAAUUUUCUUCGUAAACUUGGAGUCAGGAUACGCAACCCAGAAAACAUUCCAACAGAUCCAUAUACAGACCACCGCAAAAAGGUUUGUUUUUAGUCUGACUUAAACUGGGGUAUGCCAUAUAAACAUGCUCUCAUACAAAAUACCUUAUCUUUGAUUCUCCACUGUAAUAGGCUUGUUGUGUCAAAAUAAACCUAAUCUUUGGUGUUACUGUAUAUUUUCCAGCUGGUGGAGAGCAUGCAGCCAUUACGUCCUUAUGAGAAAGAGGACACUCUCAAGCAGUUUCUUCAGUUUGAUCGCAAUGUGUUGCGAUUCUUCUGUGUUUGGGAUGACAGUGACAGGUUAGUUUUCCCUAAGAUUCUCUGUGCAUUGGGGUUGUGCUUAUGGCAUAGAUAGUGAUAUUGUAAUGUUGGAAACAUUUAGCAAGUAUCCAAUUUUUUUCCUCACUUUAUUCUAGUAUGUUUGGUGAUGCACGUGAGAUGGAGUUGCAUUAUUUCCUUGCUGAUGACACUGUAGAGAUCUGUGAGCGUAUUCUAAACAACAGCGGUAGAGAUGCAGUGCCCAUGUUCCUCAGAAGACAAAGGCUACCAAAGGUAUUUGUCAAGAAAUUAGUCCAGAGUACUACAUAUAUUAUAGUUAACACUUAUAAGUAUGCUUGCAUUGCAUAGAUGUCUAACUAGUUUUGUAAUUAAAUGGUUAUGUUUCUUUCCAGGAGCCUACAUCAUUGCGGCAACCAGGGGAGAUUACAGGCAGAACAGUGCUGAAUGUUUUUGGUCCCAUGGGACAUGGUGGGAGAUGGAUUUUGGACAGCCUUAAGGUUAGUGUACUUGAAACAAGCCAGACAAUUGAUAAUACAAAGUGCAUGACUCAGGAAAAAAAAUUGUCUUGUCUUCCACUACCCUCCCAAGUCCUUUCCUUGUUGAUCCCUUGUGAGGGGAGAUGGCCUUGCCUAAGAACAGUUGGUUACUUCAUCUAAUGCAAUGUAGCCCUUUAUUCACAGAAGUGAUUAACAUGUUACUUCUCCAUGAUAUCUAUGCAUUAUCCAGGUAAUGAGAAUACUCAAAGUUGUCAAGUAGAAGCUGCUCUCUUGAUGAAAUACCAAAACCUUGUAACUAAAUUAAAAGGAAAUGUGUAGCAGCUAGAGGGGGAAAUCAGCAAACAGAUCUUGUUAAAGGUUAACAGACAACCUUGAACAGUUUUUCUCUCAGAAUAAUCACCAGGUACUUUAAGGCUCAUUUCUUUCAAGUAUAGAGUAGUGCCUGAUGAAUGAUGUACCUGUUUUUAAUUUUUCAGACUGGUGCAGUGUAUACAGAUUACUAUCAGGACAAUGAUCUCACCAUAGGCAGUGUUAUUAAUGUGUGGGGCCGGAAAUUCCGUAUCUGUGACUGUGAUGAGUUCACCAAAGAGUAUUACAAGUCAAAAUAUGGACUACGUAAGAUAUCAUGAGUUUUGUAUUUUAUUUUUUGGCAUUUUAUUUUAAUUAGUGUAAUACAGGAAGCUUUUCUUUUUGGAGUGGAAGCAGGAAAUUUAUAUUUCUUGUUGUCGUUUUAAGUGAUCUUUUACUUCUUAGUGCAAAAGGAACAGAACAUUGGUUAAUUUUCUCAUGUUUUUUUUGUCUGCAGAGGAAUUUGAAAGUAUCAACUUUAAAGCCGACCCAGAGCCCCUGGCACCCCGAGAGAUCCCCCCAUAUAACGGAUUUGGUUCUGAGGAAGACUCGCUGGCUACUUGUCUCAGUCUCAGACCCAAGCCCACUCGGAGAGAUUUCAAGAAGUUCAUGGAAAAAGACAGGUAAGCGAAAAGUGUUGUAGUGAUUAAGUUGUUGUAUGUAAAAACAGGUAUCAAACGUCUGAGAACAUUGAAGCAGCCCCAAAACUAGCCAAAAUGUUGUAAGAACAGCAACAGCAAAAAAAAAAAAGCUUACGAAAGCCAUUGGAAAGUUUGACUAUUUUGUUGAAGUUCUGAGCAGAACAGUAAAUCAACAGAAUAUCCGUGAUAAAAUUAUUUUAGCGCUCGAAAAGUCUCAAGUUUUCCUUUUGUGAAUUUUUGUGUCCUAUUACAGGUUUCAUAGAACGUUUCAAUAUAUUUUGUGUUUUCGUCAAUUGUGUGUGACACCGUGCUUGAUACUUACGUGAUCGCCUUGCGCGGGGAAUUGACGCGCAGCCGACCAUACUAGAUCCAUUUGCUCAUGCCCAACACAUAGACUUCUUUCAUCUCUGAAAUUAGUUUUGCACGUGGUGAGAAAGCGAUCUGGCCACAUUUCAAGCCAGCUUUUGUCUCUCAUAGAUACAAGUGAAUUCAAGCUGUGAAUCUGAACACGAAAUAUUCAACCUACUUUGAUGAUGUCAUAAAAUUAAUUUAACUCAACGGCUUUACUCUGUGAGUUGGUAGCGGCGAUUCUAUGGAAGAAAGUGUUUAUUCUAAACAGCGAAAUUACAAUAUUGACAUCGAUAAGGCUUAAUUUUUAUAUAUUUAACACGCAUUGUCUGUUUUUUUUUUUCAGACAUGGUUUGGAAAGUAAUGUUCUUCGAUUUGUUGCGCGUCUGGACACGACGCGUCCCAUUGACAUGGACAGAAGGUGAGUUUAACAACUCCAAUACAGUGCUUUGAAAAGAAUACAGUUAUGGAUAGGAUAACGCUUGGGUUACUUUUUAAAUGUUUCCCAAGAACAUUACCAGGUUUGAGUACUUAGAAGAGGUUUUUUUGAGUAAUGUCAUUCAAAACUGGUUCUAAACUUUUAUUGCGGCACAUUUGGUACAGAUAAUCCUAUUUGUUUCAUUACUCGUCUUGAAUUAACCAAGGGAGGAGAAUAAGGUCAUACUGUACAUUUUGGUUAUUAGAAGGGGCGAUUUUUGAAGGGAGGCGCCCAUUCAGGAUUUACGGUACUAGGGACCUUAAGCAGUUAUGACGGCAUGCCGAUGGAAUUAUUUAUUUAAGUAUGAAUCCAUAUUUUUAGCGAGAGUUGCGCGAAUAGCAAGAUGCGUUUACUAUCUCUAACGGGACCACGCUUCAACUUCAGAUUAACGUUUGUGAGCAGCGUUGAGUUUAAUAGGAAACUUCAAUAAUUUGCCAUUUGGGGUUUAAUUCCUCAGACUACGCGAAUGUCGGUGAUUUGACGUUGUUGUUUUGCAAAGUGAGAGGCUAAGAAAUGUACAAAGCUUCAAAACGCACGUGCUGAGCCAUUGAGUUCUCAUUAACUCUUUUGUUUUGCCACGUUCUCGUUGCUGUUGCUAUCGUGCUUGCUUAAGGUCCCAACUCUCCCUGUAGAACGGUGGUGAGAUUGAAGUGACGGUAAUGAAGAAGUACGAGAAUUUUACAUCCUUAGUAUUAAGAUUGCUUGUCAUUCCUUUUAGGUUCAUCAUCUCUUACUUUCUGUCUGAUGACACAAUUCUUGUGUUUGAGCCACCCCAGAGGAACUCUGGUAUACUCGGCGGCAAGUUCCUGGAGCGAGGACGAAUUAAGAAACCGGAUGGUGUCAAUUAUUUUAUGACUCAAGUUAGUGAUCUGUCCUACUCAGAUUGUUUUGUGAAUGCACGCUGUUAGCAAAUCCUAAUAUCGUCACCUACACCAGCAUGUCCCUUAAAUAGCCAACUUUUGCCCUGUGUGCGCUGUUUUCUGAUUAACAACUAGCAUCGGAAAUUGUUCGGAUCCAUCGCGAAGAUUGUUCGAAAACAUUUCGGAAUAUUCAAGAGUGUUCGUUUUGUACGCUUAUUGGCUUCUAAGCGUCAAAAACUCUCGAGAGUUCCAACGGAGAUUUUGUUUGAUACGGCACAUGUCCAGCGUAACGAGGGAAGGCUCUGACUUUGAAGGAAAUGUAAGUUGAAAGACGAAGCGAAUACAGCUUUUCAUUGCAUGUUUAUACGGUAUUCGAAUAGUUUCAUGUCCCAUUUAACGAUAGCAUUUGUAUUUUCUUUUCAUUGCAGGAUUUAUACAUCGGUGCUGAUGUGGCGUUCCACAACUUCCAGUUUAUUCUGAUUGACGCGGAUGAAUAUGCCGUGAAUUACAUGGAAAAGCACUCCGCAGACUUUCCCCAGGCCAACAUUCAAUUUAUUCUUCCAAAACUGAAGCGAAUUCUGGAACAAAAAUACGAAGAAAUUAAAGCCGACUUCCAGCAACACGAUCCUGGUAACGAGGGAAGAAUCCAUGGCGAUAUUUUCAGGUGAGUUGCAAAGCGUGUAAUCUGGUAUUACUUAACACAAAUGUAUACCCACCCUCCCCUCUUUCCUCCUCUUCCCCCCCCCUCCCCAUUCGGGUGCUAUGCCAGACCCCACCUGUCCCGGAAUUCGUACUCUCUUCCCUCACCCAAAAAGCUGUCAUAUGCGUAAGAUCCGAACCCCCCACCAAGAAUUUGUGUUGGGAAUUGUCAAUAUUCAAUGUCCUUAUUUUGUUGGAGGUGAAUCCAUGUUGAGGAGGGAUUUGAAUUUGAGACGACAAAGAAGGAUGGCUCAAUCAGAACGUUGAUAUUCUGGGUUUAUUUUGGGAAAGUUGAAGAAACUCUUAAAAGUUCCUCUUUUCUUUACAGGGGAAUCUUGCAGAAGUUCGGGCAAAAUCUCUUGACUGUCCACGAGCAAUUAACUGUGUCCAGAUACUUUGGUGCCUUGACGGUGAGUUUGGAGCUCUUCUACUUCGUCAGAUAAGAACUAUACUUGUAUUGAUCAAACGUGAGGCUUACAUGGCUUUGUUAGUUUAGACUGAAAUAAAGCAGUGGUUCAUUACAGUGAUUUAAACAUGAAUGGGGCUUAUAUCCAGUAUUAGGAUUUUAAAGAAAACCACGCCGGCAUUUUUUAGCACGGUAACCUCGACAGCAAUUUAAGGCCCUUUCUCUUUGAACUGUACACGACUCCCACUUGUUAUGCCGACGUAAAGAUGUCGCACCGUUAGAAACGAUAAAUGCAUUUAUCUCGUAGCAAAAUUGUUAGCAGGAAAGACAGUUCGGUUUUUUUUUUCGGCAACGUUUUCCAGUGGUUGCCGUAGUGACACCUUAAAAUCCCCAUCAUAUCCUCGGUGACCACAGCUUAGCUAUAUUGGUAAAAAGAAAGCCUGAGAAAAAAUUUGGGUGUGCAACAAUAAAGGACUAUCCCAUACACAAGGUUAAUCUUGUCUCUCCCACUCGCUGAAGUACGAGAACGGCUUAUUUGAUUUUUUUUUUCUUGUUAGUUUUCUGUCACUGAUUUCAUGGUGUUUGUGUAACAAGUGUUUGACACAUUUUCUUUGUGCUUCAGGAGAAAAAAGAUGAUUUGCAAAUAUUGGUAGUGGCAGUUCAAGAACAGCUUAGAAAAGCUAACUUUGAAGAUUUCUCUAACAUGAUGGAUUCAUGUAGACACGAGGAUGUCCUUGGGUGAGGAUACGAACCAAGAUGUUUUGUUUAUUGCUGUUCUAUCAAAUUCGUACUCGUAUGCUACUACAAUUUCUGAAAACCGUAACCGUUGUAAAUGAAAUCUUUCCUUCUGAGAUGGAAAUGAUCAUUAAAUUCAAAACCUAAAAUAAGCUUUUGUAUUUAUCGGUGAAGGGUGUGUUAUCCAUUGAUUUUAUUUUGAAAUUGUUGUUUAGAUCAAUCUAAUUCCAUUGUUGUUUUUUCAGAACUGGAUUCCUUCCCAUUCAAGAACUCCACAACGCAUGCAAAAGGUUUAACGUGCCCGCCAAGUCGGAUUUACUCCAAGCCAUUUUGGAAAGAGUUGAACGAAACGACAAGAACGAAGGGAACUAUGAACACUUCCUAAAACUACUUAACUGGAGGGACUCUCCAGGUGGGAAAAAAGCUUUGCUUCCUCGGGAAGGGGUGGGGCGAGAGUCACGUGGUAAUAAAAGAGGGUGAAAAUAGGAAAUAUUAUAGUUGAUCAUGGAGGACUGAAUUGGACUGCAAAUUCUUUGCCAGUGACUUCUUGUUAGCGUUUUCCAAGAUUUGUAGCAAUUAAAACUCAUUCCUAAAACUGUUCAUUGUCUUAGUAAACCUCUUCUUUUUUCAUUUCUACAGUCACAACCCAGAAGUUUGUCCCAGCCGCAGCUCCAGAUCCCAAGUCAAUGGUAAGAUAGUAACAUUUUGAGAUAUUAGGUUGUGUGUGAGAGGAGGGGAAAUGUUAGAAGGAAACGGAAGAUGUUAUAUUUUAGUCUCUAGUACUGUUUGUUUCAUGACUGAAAGGUUGUUUUUUAAAAAUGCAUUUGAAAAUGUUCGCUCUUCUUGUGUAUUGGAAGCUUAAUGAUGUAUUGACUGAGGAAGCUACCAUCUGAAAGGAGUUAUAUAAACGUACAGCAGGAGAAUGAUUCUGUGUGGUUUUUUUAAUGGUAUUAAUAUCUGCUUUUUACUUUGAUUGUUUAGCAGCGGGUUGGUCCGCAGGAAUUUGUAUGUUUAGUCAGCUACAAGGAUCUUUUACAAAAUCUUCUUGAGGUGGACUAAGCUUGCAUCACAGAGGAUAUUAUUCUGCCUUUACAAGGAAUUCUUCACCCUAUUAGUUGGAAAGAUUGUAUGACCCUAAAAAAAUUGUCAUGCAGGACACUAUAGCUUGCUGGAUUGCAAUAAACUGUUAUUUUUUCACCGUAUAGUAGAAGAAAACC
Messenger RNA from Pocillopora meandrina, 9018 nucleotides. The record is from the annotation of a GenBank genome assembly. Lineage: Eukaryota; Metazoa; Cnidaria; Anthozoa; Scleractinia; Pocilloporidae.